Messenger RNA from Caenorhabditis remanei, 1017 nucleotides. RefSeq lists its product as uncharacterized. Gene Ontology annotation, molecular function: G protein-coupled receptor activity. Lineage: Eukaryota; Metazoa; Nematoda; Chromadorea; Rhabditida; Rhabditidae. The record is from RefSeq and is a predicted model, not a curated record. The coding region runs from base 1 to 1017 and encodes 338 amino acids. The transcript has 5 exons. Gene Ontology annotation, biological process: sensory perception of chemical stimulus. Gene Ontology annotation, cellular component: membrane.
AUGGAUCGCGAUGGAAACUGUACCACUGAAGCAAUUCGAUCCACUUUAACUUCUCCGUUUAUGAUGUCAAAUCAUUGUUUCAUUCUCUUGGUUAUUCUGGUCAGCUUCUUCGCUACAAAUCUUGCACUCCAAAAACUUUAUGGACGCAAUAUAUUUCCAAAUUCGACUCGAAUUUUAUUGUGUUCAGCAAUUGCAAAUGGAGUUAUUCAUCAGUUGACAGUGGCUGAAAUCAGGCUGAGAACAAUCUUCCGUGCUCUUGCGUAUGGUUCAGAUGCUUGUGCAAUACAAUUUCAUUCAUCUGAAUGCAUCAUCGAACAGAAUAUUUACUAUUACACCAACUUCUUCACUUCUCUCUGCUGCAUUUCCCUCUACUUCGACCGUCUGUUUUCAACUAACUCUAAACAUUUCCAACAAAAUUACAAAUUUUUCGUCGUUUUAUUCCUGGUUUUCCAGUCAAUCAUUCCAAUAUUUCUUCUCCAUUUGGUAUAUUAUAAUGUAACAUACACUGGAUACGUGUCAAUGUGCAACUAUCCACCUCCUUCAAUCGGCUCCAAAUUCUACAUUUUCAACCGUUUUCGUUUCUGUGUUCUCGGAUUAUUCUUCAUUCUCUCUUUUCUCACUUUCAUUUUAAAUCGAAAACAAGAGAAAAGAAUGAUUCACAGAGUAUACGACACGAUUUCUCGUUACAAAUCAUAUGAAAAUCUGUUGGCAACUAAAGCAGUCUGUAUCAUUAUAAUUGUCCAAAUUAUCUGUCUUGCCACAACUGCGAUUGCGACGGAACAAAUCCGAAUGCACACUGAUAUCUUUCCAGAAACUAUUGUUGAUCCAUUGACUGGUUUCAUGAUGGGACUGACCUACUCAAACUUCUUUCUUCCAAUUAUCAUCUGCUAUCAAUCAAACCAAAUAAGCAAACGUCGACGAAGAAAUAUUGGAAAAAUGAAGAAUCAGAAAGAAGGAUUUCUGGAUCAUUUCACUACAUUGGACUUUCUUUGGAAUCGGAAGAAGAAUUUCGAUUAA